UGAAAGCUCAGCAAAGAUUGGGGGACUAAAAAUUCACAGUUACUGUUGUGUGCAUUGGGUGGCCUUGUGAUGACUCCAUAAUUCUUCACUAUAUAUAUUAAUGCAAUAAAAACCACUAAAACCAGUCUUUCUUCCUCCCCCAACCCUCCUCCUCUUGCUUCCUCCCAACCCAUUAAUCUCUCCCUCUGUCUCUUAAGCACUUUCAUGUCUCAACAGGUAGAGGAGGAGAGGGAACAGCCAAACAUGGAAGAAGCCGAUCAUCAAGAGGAAGAAGUCAUCAUAGGCUGCAACGAACAACACAACAACAACAACACCGCCACCACCACCACCAACAACAACAUUAUCAUCAAGGGCAAGCGCACAAAGCGCCUUAGGCCUCAAUCCCCCAUCCCUUUCGCCAUCCCCACGAACUCGUCCACCGCGGAUGGCGGUGGCCAAGGUGGCGGUGGUGGUGAGUGUAACAACACCACCAACUCGUCUCCCACCACCUCCACGGAGUUCCAGGAUAGCACCGAGGAAGAGGAGGACAUGGCGAAUUGUUUGAUCCUCUUGGCACAAGGCCAAUCCCGGGGUCCUUCUUCGUCCCCCAAGCUGCCCCAAGCCCAUAACGAUCACAACGCAACCACAACAACAAGUCGGAGAUUCCUGGAAGCAACACCCCUCGCCGCUGCUGUGGGGCCAGCCAAGAUGGAGGGGCCGGCUGCCGCAGCUGGCGGGUAUUAUGUGUAUGAAUGCAAGACAUGUAACCGGACUUUCCCUUCUUUCCAAGCAUUGGGUGGUCACCGGGCGAGUCACAAGAAGCCAAAAGCAGCGAUAAAUGUGGAUGACAAGAAGCAGUUUGGAAUUGGGCUGUUACCAUCGGAUGAAGAAGACACACAAUUAUUCAAGAACAUGAACAUGAACAACAACACGGCCUCCUCAUCCCCACUUUCUCUUCAUUUGAGUAACAGGGGGUUGGUCUUGAGUACCAACAACAACAAGUCUAAGGUACAUGAGUGCUCCAUUUGCGGGGCGGAGUUCACCUCCGGUCAGGCCUUGGGAGGCCACAUGAGGCGCCACCGGGCGCCCGUUGGAGGACCAGCUACCCUGGCGUUGACAGCUCCUCCUCCAACAGUUCCUUUAGCCUUGGAAGCUCCGCAACCACAACAAAACCAACACCAACAACAGCCCUUAAAGAAGCAAAGAAGCAUGUUGUCUUUGGAUUUGGAUCUCAACCUUCCAGCACCCGAAGACGAUCAUCAUCAUCGAGAUCAAUCCAAAUUUCUGUUUGCACCCAAACAACAGCAGCAGCAACAACCGCAGCAGCCUCCGCAGCAACAGCAACAAGAAAGGUUAAGAAUUUUGGUGGAUUGUCAUUACUAAAGAAAGGUUAAAAAAAAAAAUUCUAGUUCCUUCUCACAGUUUGGUCAACUUGAUGUGAAUUACCAUAUUUUUUUUUCCUUUUACCUUGAAAUUCUUUGGAUUCUUUUGAUUCAACUUGAACGAUAUCAAAUAUAUGGACUUCGAUUCUUUGCUAAGUCAGUGUAAAAUUUUUCUACUGUCAUACUUUUUCCGAUGUGGGACAAUUGUAUUUGAUCUACAAGAUUAACAAUACCAUGUAAUGAUGAGGGCUUUGUCCUCUGCUUU
Molecule: messenger RNA, 1626 nt
Organism: Rosa chinensis
Lineage: Eukaryota; Viridiplantae; Streptophyta; Magnoliopsida; Rosales; Rosaceae
Product: zinc finger protein ZAT5
Exons: 1
Coding region: 205-1362 (385 amino acids)
Source: RefSeq, a predicted model, not a curated record